AUGCUCGAGAUCAAGCUCUGCAAAUGUGACAAAACUGAGCCUCCUCUCGUUCGGUCCAGAAUACCCAUCAUUGGGCACCUGCUCGGAUUGGGCAGAUUUGGUGUCUCAUACUAUAAACAACUAAGGCAUGAUUUCACUUCCUGGUCGGAGACUACCAAGUUGCCAAUCCUGACCAUAGGACUCGCAUCUCAGAAGCUCUACAUUGUCAACUCUCCUACUCUCAUUUCACAAAUCAACCGCCGUCAAAAGGUAAUCGAUGGUGGCCCACCAUUCCUGGAAAUCGUCUUCGGGAAGCUCUUCGCCUUCAGUUCCGAUGACAUGAUGGCCCUGUCCAAGGAUUCCCCAGGCAAUGGAACUCUACGAGGCGACACGCAAGCACUCGAGCAUAGUCUCCUAGCGCGUGGGAUGGGUUCCCUCGAUGAAAUAUUUGAUGGAAUCAUUACCGCUGCUGCGUACCAGCUGCCAAACUUGCCUGAUGAUGGCCAAAGAACUAUAGAACUUGGCGCUUGGCUACAAGAGGCUUUGCCCAUGUCCACUGCAAUCGGGCUCUUUGGGCCAGAUAACCCAUUUUCCCACGAUCCAAGCUUGUUACAAAGUUUCUGGGAAUUCGAAGGCGGCCUCAAGGCUCUGACCAUGGGUCUCUUUCCAUCCUUGACAGCCUCUGGCCCAAUGCGAGCGCGCCGCCGUCUGGUCGAAGCCUUCAAAAGCUAUGUUGGUACCAACAAAAAUUACACCGCCACGGGCCAGAUGCCGUGCCAGCUGGUCCAUGGGCUUGGUGAGGUGGCCAAGCGCCACGACCGGGACGACGCGUACUUGUCUCGCUAUCUAUUCGCGUCAUUCUCUGCUUUCACCAUCAAUACAGUACCGGUAACCUUCUGGUGCAUAGGACACAUUGCCAUAGAUCAAGCACUAUUAUCCGAGAUCCGGAAUGAACUGAACGCAGCUCUGGCUUCCAGUUCGUGGGAGCAUUCUGUCGAGACGGGCACUGGACCUCGAGAUAUUUGGAUCAGCAUCUCUGCUUUGCGCGAGCAUUGUCCAGUCCUAGUGUCGACUCUGAACGAGGUCCUGCGAUAUGUCUCGUCUUCGACAGGCACUAUGAUGGUGCACGAAGACACGUGGAUCAAUGACCAAUAUUGGCUCAAGAAGGGAGCACUUGUUCAAAUGGCAGCAUACGCUAUUCAUUCAGACACGAAAAAUUGGGGCCAAAACGCACCCGAGUUUGUUCCAAGGCGGUUCCUCGAGACUGCAGACGAACCAGCCCACCCAUCUGCUUUCCGCACGUUUGGGGGAGGUAACACGUUAUGCCCUGGGCGUCAUCUAGCCUGCGAUGAGAUAUUAGCAUUUACCGCCAUGUUCUUAUACUCCUUUGACAUUGCGACCGCCCCGGAGACUCCAAAGCUUCCCCAGAGGAAUGACACCAAUAUGCUAAGUGUGCUCAAGCCAAAAGGGCCUUUCAAACUUGUCAUAUCAAAACGAUCCAAGGCUUUGCGCGUUGCUGCACGUAGAACAGUUUAA
Molecule: messenger RNA, 1515 nt
Organism: Pestalotiopsis fici W106-1
Lineage: Eukaryota; Fungi; Ascomycota; Sordariomycetes; Amphisphaeriales; Sporocadaceae
Exons: 3
Coding region: 1-1515 (504 amino acids)
Molecular function (GO): heme binding; oxidoreductase activity, acting on paired donors, with incorporation or reduction of molecular oxygen; monooxygenase activity
Source: RefSeq, a predicted model, not a curated record